AUGGCUGUGGCGCGCUCCUUCGUGGGCAAACGCUUCCGGCUUGAUGGCUCAGGCCAUCGGAGGGAACGAAAGGGGACCUAUUUCUUCACCGAAAUCCGAGCCGGGUUGGCCACCUUCUUCGCAAUGGCCUACAUCAUCAGCGUCAACGCAACAAUUGUGUCCCAGUCUGGCGGUACCUGCGUCUGCCCUCCAGAUAGUCCCGACCUGUGCGAUAGCGACCCAGACUAUAUGAUCUGCGUGGCUGGCGUUCAGCGAGAUUUGGUUACUGCGACCGCCGCCAUCUCUGCCUUGACCACUUUCUGCAUGGGUCUUUUCGCAAACAUGCCAAUCGCUCUGGCGCCGGGUAUGGGUUUGAAUGCCUAUUUCGCUUAUACUGUUGUUGGAUACCACGGAUCCGGUCUCGUACCAUAUCAGGUUGCUGUUACAGCAGUCUUUGUCGAAGGCUUUGUCUUUGUCGGCCUGACCGUCCUUGGUUUGCGCCAAUGGCUUGCUCGAGCGAUCCCGGCUUCAAUCAAACUCGCCACUGGCGUCGGCAUCGGAUUAUAUUUGACUCUCAUCGGGUUGACCUACAGCGCGGGUAUUGGCGCCGUGGUCGGUGCGCAAGCCACUCCGCUUGAGCUGGCUGGUUGCAAACCAGAGUUCCAGGACGAGGCUGGGCUGUGUCCUUCGGCUGAGAAGAUGCGAAGUCCCACUAUGUGGAUCGGUAUCUUUUGCGGAGGUUUCUUCACCGUCAUGCUCAUGAUGUUCCGUGUCAAGGGCGCAAUCAUCUUCGGCAUUUUGCUAGUCAGCAUCAUCUCCUGGCCGAGAGGGACUCCUGUCACAUAUUUCCCGUACACGGAGCUCGGCGACAGCAUGUUUGAUUUCUUCAAGAAGGUCGUCACUUUCCAUCCUAUUGAGAAGAUCUUGACCGUCCAGGAGUGGAAUAUCUCGGGAUAUGGAGGACAAUUCGGCCUGGCCUUCAUCACUUUCCUCUACGUUGAUAUUCUGGACUGUACCGGCACACUGUACUCCAUGGCUCGGUUCUGCGGCGCCAUCGACGAGAAGACUCAAGAUUUCGAAGGCUCCGCGGUGGCAUACCUUGUUGACGCUUUUGGUAUUUCCAUUGGUGCACUCCUUGGAACACCGCCCGUCACUGCAUAUAUCGAAAGCGGUGCCGGUAUCUCGGAAGGCGGAGGCACUGGUCUCACUGCCAUCACCACCGGGAUUUGCUUCUUCAUCUCUAUCUUCUUUGCCCCAAUCUUUGCAUCAAUUCCCCCUUACGCUACGGGCUGUGUUUUGAUUAUUGUUGGGUCGCUCAUGGCCAAAGCUGCCAAGGAUAUCAACUGGCGCUACAUCGGUGAUGCAAUUCCUGCAUUCCUGACAAUCGCCAUCAUGCCGUUCACGUAUAGCAUUGCGUACGGCCUUAUCGCGGGGAUCAUCAGCUACAUGGUGCUCAACACCUUUGUGUGGAUUAUUGAGAAGGUUUCUGGAGGCCGCAUCAGGCCCGCCGACAAGGAGUUCAAGGACCCCUGGACAUACAAGAUUGAAGGCGGGAUUCUCCCACCCUGGCUCGUGCGUGCUGCCAAGGGCAAAAAGGACUUCUGGCGGCCGUAUGAGGACAUCGAGCACAACACUGUUCCUGCUGGUGCCCCGGGAAUGACCCUCGAGGGCAAGGAUGGCGACAGUCUCAGUGCUACUGAGGCCAUGGCUGCAGCGGGUGCCCCAGAGAGAGGUGGGUUCAAGAGCGAUAUUAGACAUAGCACGACGAGUGGGAGUGAAGAGGGGGAGAAGGUAAAGGUUUGA
Fonsecaea nubica is the source of this 1782-nucleotide messenger RNA. RefSeq lists its product as hypothetical. The transcript has 4 exons. Gene Ontology annotation, biological process: transmembrane transport. The record is from RefSeq and is a predicted model, not a curated record. Gene Ontology annotation, cellular component: plasma membrane. Lineage: Eukaryota; Fungi; Ascomycota; Eurotiomycetes; Chaetothyriales; Herpotrichiellaceae. Gene Ontology annotation, molecular function: purine nucleobase transmembrane transporter activity. Bases 1 to 1782 code for a protein of 593 amino acids.